This is a messenger RNA of Ostertagia ostertagi, 2517 nucleotides long. NCBI's taxonomy places the organism in Eukaryota, Metazoa, Nematoda, Chromadorea, Rhabditida, Trichostrongylidae. The record is from the annotation of a GenBank genome assembly.
AUGGCAAUAAAGUUAGGAUGGACAUACGAAGACUGGCAUGGAACGCAAAUCGAUAUGCUGAUGUCAGAUGCCGAAAGGGAGGCCUACCAUAUCACAUUCCAUGGGAGAGAAAUUGUUGUGGACACCAAGUUGGAGCUCAAUCGAGGAAGACGAUAUGGCUUGAUUGGUCUCAACGGGAGCGGUAAAUCAACCAUCAUGCAUGCCAUAGUUAAUCGAGAGCUUCCUAUACCUGACAGCGUUGAUAUGUACUUGAGAGCCAGGAGAGGCUUCAUGGAUAUUUAUGAACGAUUGGAUGAUAUGGAUGCAACUCUGGCGGAAAAAAGAGCUGCUGAAAUUCUCCAUGGUCUUGGGUUCACGAAAACUAUGCAAAUGAAAAAAUGCAAAGAUUUCUCAGGUUUGAUUUCGAAGCUUUUGAUUCGCUACACUUAUUCAUUUAUGUCAUCUAGUUUAGGAGGAUGGCGGAUGCGAAUAGCUUUAGCCCGAGCACUUUACUUGAAACCUUCUUUGUUACUCCUCGACGAGCCUACGAACCAUCUUGAUCUCGAAGCUUGCGUUUGGCUUGAAGGAGAGCUUAGUCGAUAUAAAAGAACACUGCUUAUUGUUUCUCAUUCACAAGAUUUUAUGAAUGGUGUUUGUACGAAUAUUAUUCACCUUUUCCAGAAGAAACUAGUUUAUUACACGGAUUAUGUAGCACGUUUCGGUCACGGUUCUGCCAAACUUGCCCGCCAAGCCCAGUCCAAAGAAAAGACGAUGGCGAAAAUGAUUGCUGGUGGUCUUACAGAAAAAGCUGUCGCAGAAACGUUGCGAAAGGCUUUGUUGCAGGAUGGAAACGUCUAUUUCUUCGAAGCAGGCCGAUUCCCUCCAGUUAUUAUGGUGAACAUUAUCGUUCCGUAUAUAGAUCCAUGGAUCGAUAGGAAUAUUGAUUUUGGGAUUGAUCUCGAUACACGUGUAGCAUUGGUUGGACCAAAUGGAGCAGGAAAGUCUACUUUACUGAAGCUGCUCUGUUCUGAUGUUUAUGCCACUGAUGUCUCUAAAUCAGGCGAACUUACUCAUGUAAAAUGCCGCUAUGAUCAGGUAAGAUCGAUGCAAAUAGAUGUGAAAUUGCUACGAAGAUUAGCGGAGACUGGUGUUCGAAUGCACAUUGAACAUCAUUUUGAUCGUAACUAUCCAGUAACUCCCAUGUGCAAUCAGCUACUUUCUCCUGCUCAGGCUACUGUUCUCACAUUCCGUGCUAUUGUUGAUCGUCCACAUGUGGCUCGAGUGCAACUUCUGCUAUGUAAUAUAUCUGACCGAGCACUUUACUUCAAACUGAAAAGCAACCCUGGCAGCAACGUAUCUGCCCUGCCUGCUGGAAAUGCGGAAAUACCACCGCAUUCUCAAGUACGGCUAAUUUUAACGUGGACAAGACCUCCACAUUUUGAACAUUGGAGAGACGUUCCACCUCCGAAAUUACUAAUUGUUACUCGAUUUCUGGAUUCUACUAGUGAUUCUGAUGCAUCUCAAACAGCAAUUCGUCUCAUUGCUCGCGUGAGUGCAUCUAAGACGUGUUUUGCUUCCAAUCCACCCAUAGAGCAGCUGCUCCUAGAUGCCGCGGGCAAGGCGGAUAUGGAAGUGUCGUCUGUGGUGCAUGAGGGAACACCGCGUACUCCAGUUAAAAGUGAAGACCAAGUUAGCCAUGGUGUACAGACCGGAAAAGAUGUGGCUGAUUUCCUCAAUGCUGUUGACGAUAGGGGAUUGCUCAUCCUCAUCCUAAUCUUACUAGCUACUAUGUACAUUGUUAGUAGAAUAUAUGAUAAGAAGCAUGAAAAUAACAAAUGUGUUUGUGUACUUCUGUGUGCUAAGUUCUCUGUCACACGUCCCCAGUUGAGAUGCUCAUUUGUGUGUCUCUGUCUUGAACAUUUUUAUUUGUGUAUUCUACUAACGUGUGUUGAGAACACCGUAAUAAACUGCAUGAACGGAGCCAUGCUCUAUCCGAACAAGUAUUCGAUAUUAAUAUUGUUUUGUCAGCAUCUCCAUGAAGAACUUCCGCUUGAGAAGUCUGCCCUUGAAUUCAUGAUGUCAUCAUUCCCUGAUGUGAAAGAAAAGGAAGAAAUGCGAAAGAUCGUCGGUCGCUAUGGCAUCACAGGUCGAGAGCAAGUCUGUCCUAUGAAACAGUUGUCGGACGGGCAGCGAUGUCGUGUUUCGUUUGCAUGGCUCGCAUGGCAGCAGCCUCAUCUUCUAUUACUUGAUGAGCCCACGAAUCACCUUGACAUGGAGUCCAUUGACGCCCUCGCUGAGGCAAUCAACUGUUUUUCCGGUGGCAUGAUUCUGGUUUCCCAUGACUUCCGUCUUGUUAGUCAGGCGAGUUAUUCUUUUAUGAUUGUCUACGUUUAUCUUGUGGCGGAGGAGGUAUGGGUGUGUGACAACCAGACGAUCAAGAAAUGGGAUGGUGAUAUUUUCUCAUUCAAAGAACAUCUCCGACGUGAAAUUGAUCGCGAUGCACGAGCUCGAGAGAGAGGACUCACAAAAGAACGUUAA